CGACGUUUGUUUCUAAUGCUUAACACUCAGUUAAGUUUUCUUCUUGUGAAUAUUGCAUACAAUUAGCGUGUGAAAAAGCAUAAUGGAGAAGAUAAAAUGUAAGGAAGUGGGUGGAAUACGCACGUUAUCGAUGUUCUCUUACGAAGCAAUUUUAUCUGGAAUGAAUUAUAAAGCGAAACCUGGAGAUUUAUUUAUUGUUAGUUAUCCAAAAUGUGGUACAACUUGGAUGCAUUAUAUAGUCAAGUUAAUACACGGAAAAGGUAAAAUAUCGGAAGAUCCUUUGAAUUUCUUAAUAGGUUGUCCACAUUUAGAAAUUAUUGGAGGAGAAUACAUAGAAAUGGCAAAGCCGAAAAUCAUGAAGACACACUUACCAUUUUCUUCUAUUCCCUUUUCUCCACAUUCUAAAUAUAUUUAUAUAAUUAGAAACCCUAGAGAUUGCUGCGUUUCAUUUUAUCAUUUUAUGAAAUUACUUCCAUAUCCCGAAUUAAGUUUUCAAGAAUUUCUUGAAGCAUUUCUUCAAGGUAAUUUACCGUACGGCGAUUAUUUCGAUCACCUUCUUGGAUGGUACGAACAUAAAAAUGACAGCAACGUUCAAUUUGUAACAUACGAAGAUCUCAAGAAAGAUAUUAAGGGAGAAAUAUUGAAAAUAGCCAAAUUUAUGGGAGAAGAAUACGAAAAAAGUAUUUCGAAUGAUCCAACAAUAUUAGAAAAUAUUAUUCAUUACAGCAGCUUCGAUUAUAUGAAGGAAAGCAGCAAGAAUAACAUUGAUGUAAUUUUUGAAAAUGACAAAACAUGGCUAGAAAAGAAAAAUCUACCUCCAGAGAUACUUAUUAUUUACUCGGUAAUGUAG
Molecule: messenger RNA, 850 nt
Organism: Centruroides sculpturatus (bark scorpion)
Lineage: Eukaryota; Metazoa; Arthropoda; Arachnida; Scorpiones; Buthidae
Product: sulfotransferase 1C3-like
Exons: 2
Coding region: 83-850 (255 amino acids)
Biological process (GO): sulfation
Cellular component (GO): cytoplasm
Molecular function (GO): sulfotransferase activity
Source: RefSeq, a predicted model, not a curated record